Oryza sativa Japonica Group (Japanese rice) is the source of this 1750-nucleotide messenger RNA. Its product is annotated as putative BPI/LBP family protein At1g04970. Gene Ontology annotation, molecular function: lipid binding. The record is from RefSeq and is a predicted model, not a curated record. NCBI's taxonomy places the organism in Eukaryota, Viridiplantae, Streptophyta, Magnoliopsida, Poales, Poaceae.
AAAUUGGCAGCCGUCGUCUCGACUCAACCAGUAGCACGCCAGCCUUCAGCCUUCUCCUUCCUUCGGCCGCCCGCCUCUCCACUCCUCCACCCACCGCCAUGGCCAACCUCCAUCUCCUCCCCCUCCUCCUCCUCGCCCUCCUCUCCCCCGCCGGCGCGGCCUCCGGCGAGGCGCACGCCUCCGCGGUGGUGGCAGAGAAGGGCCUGGACUUCGCCAAGGGCGUGCUGAUCGGGGAGGCGGUGCGGUCGCUGACCCCGCUGCGCCUCCCCGGCGUGGAGAAGGCCGUGCGGGUGCCCUUCCUGGGCGCCAUCCGCGUCGCCGCCACCAACAUCACGCUCUUCCACCUCGACGUCGGCGACGACUCCGCCAUCCACCCCGGGGACACCGCCCUCGUCGUCGUCGCCUCCGGCGUCAGCGCCAACCUCAGCAUGGCAUGGAGCUACUACUACGAUUCCUGGCUCUUCCCCAUCGAGAUCUCCGACAGAGGCACCGCUUCUAUCCUGGUUCAAGGAAUGGAAGUUGGUAUAACCAUGCAAAUUAAGAAUUAUAACGGGAGUUUGUCUCUCUCUGUGUUGCAAUGUGGAUGUAAUGUCAAGGACCUAGUGAUAUCCCUGGAUGGUGGAGCAUCUUGGUUUUAUCAGGGGUUAAUAAAUGCUUUCGAGGACCAUAUUAGAGCUGCAGUUGAGAAGGCAAUACCAGAAAAUAUUAUUGACGGCACAUCCAAACUUGACUCGUUGCUUCAAAGCCUUCCUAGGAGUGUCAAUCUGGACAAUAUUUCUGCUUUGAACAUGACUUUUGUUAACGAUCCGCAGUAUGGAAAUUCCUCAAUUGAGUUUGAUAUCAAUGGAUUAUUCUCUUCUGCAACUGCUAAGCUUAGCAAUUCGCAGAAGCAUCCCCAACUUUCAUUAUCAUGUGGUGGGGCAUCCAAAAUGCUUCUGCUUUCACUUGAUGAAGCUGUUUUCAAUUCUGCAUUAGAGGUUUACUUCAAGGCAGGUUCAAUGCAUUGGGUAGUUGACAAAAUUCCCGAUCAAUCUCUACUAAAUACAGCUAGUUGGAAAUUUAUCAUUCCUCGCUUGUACUGGAGCUAUCCCAAUGAUGACAUGCUGUUAAACAUUUCAAUGGCUUCACCCCCGGUGAUGAGGAUUACGUCUGAAAAGAUUGGUGCUACUAUAUAUGCGGACAUGAUAAUUGAUGUUUUACAUGACAAAGAGACAAUUCCAGUUGCAUGCAUCUCUGUAGUAGUAAGUGCCUCAGGUGUCGCAGAGGCAGCAGGCAAUAAAGUAUAUGGUAAGGUUGAAUUGGGCAAUUUCUCCCUUGCCUUGAAGUGGAGCAAAAUUGGUAACUUCCACAUGUCAUUGAUUCAGGGAGUGAUUCGUGUUUUCUUGAACACGGUUUGCAUGCCCUAUUUGAACUCACGGCUGGGGCAUGGAGUUAUCUUACCUGUGGUCCAUGGUUUCACACUCAAAGACAUCUACGUUCUUACUUCUCCUGAGAAGUUGACACUUUGUUCUGAUGUUGCCUUCGCUAAUGCAAGCAGCCUGGCAACUUUACCAAUUUUGAGAUCCCCUCGGGUUUUAUAGGGUAUAUGUGUACCUCACGUUUGGGCCAAAAAGGGCCUUGGGCAUAAUAGUAAGUGCACACUUGUACAUAUACAUCUGUACAUUAAGAUAAAUGUACAUAGUUUCUCCUUCAUUGAUAUAUUCACAUUCAUGAUUCAUUUAUACAAAUUCUCUUCGUAUGUUCUUUUUAA